Messenger RNA from Symphalangus syndactylus (siamang), 3705 nucleotides. It is a transcript of the gene VLDLR, whose product is annotated as very low density lipoprotein receptor. Gene Ontology annotation, cellular component: signaling receptor complex; apical plasma membrane; plasma membrane. Gene Ontology annotation, molecular function: calcium ion binding; hormone binding; protein binding. NCBI's taxonomy places the organism in Eukaryota, Metazoa, Chordata, Mammalia, Primates, Hylobatidae. The record is from RefSeq and is a predicted model, not a curated record. Gene Ontology annotation, biological process: receptor-mediated endocytosis.
GCGGCGGCGGCGGCGGCGGCCACGACCACGACCACGACCACGGUCACUCACGCACGCACGCUCACACUCGCACACUCCCGGCGCGGGCACCCGGCUGUCCGGCGCGUGUAAGAGGAGCGCGUCGAGGGAAAGAAGGGCUGAAGCCGCCGCGCGCCCGCCCGCCCGCCGCGCCUCCCGUUGACCACUCCCCCUCCUGCCCCCUCCACGCUCCUCACCCCGCGCUCCGGCCGCCGCCGGUGUGGGUGCUCCGCUACCGGCUCCUCUCUGUUCUGUCCUCUCUUCUGCUCUCGGCUCCCCACCCCCUCUCCCUUCCCUCCCCUCCCCUUGCCUCCCCUCCUCUGCAGCGCCUGCAUUAUUUUCUGCCCGCAGGCUCGGCUUGAACUGCUGCUGCAGCCGGGGGAGGGCUGGUAACUUGUUGUGCGGAGCGAACGGCGGCGGCGGCGGCGGCGGCGGCGGCACCAUCCAGGCGGGCACCAUGGGCACGUCCGCGCGCUGGGCGCUCUGGCUGCUGCUCGCGCUGUGCUGGGCGCCCCGGGAGAGCUGCGCCACCGGAACCGGGAGAAAAGCCAAAUGUGAACCGUCCCAAUUCCAGUGCACAAAUGGUCGCUGUAUUACGCUGUUGUGGAAAUGUGAUGGGGAUGAAGACUGUGUUGACGGCAGUGAUGAAAAGAACUGUGUAAAGAAGACGUGUGCUGAAUCUGACUUUGUGUGCAACAAUGGCCAGUGUGUUCCCAGCCGAUGGAAGUGUGAUGGAGAUCCUGACUGUGAAGAUGGUUCAGAUGAAAGCCCAGAACAGUGCCAUAUGAGAACAUGCCGCAUAAAUGAAAUCAGCUGUGGCGCCCAUUCUACUCAGUGUAUCCCAGUGUCCUGGAGAUGUGAUGGUGAAAAUGAUUGUGACAGUGGAGAAGAUGAAGAAAACUGUGGCAAUAUAACAUGUAGUCCCAAUGAGUUCACCUGCUCCAGUGGCCGCUGCAUCUCCAGGAACUUUGUAUGCAAUGGCCAGGAUGACUGCAGCGAUGGCAGUGAUGAGCUGGACUGUGCCCCACCAACCUGUGGCGCCCAUGAGUUCCAGUGCAGCACCUCCUCCUGCAUCCCCAUCAGCUGGGUAUGCGACGAUGAUGCAGACUGUUCUGACCAAUCUGAUGAGUCCCUGGAGCAGUGUGGCCGCCAGCCAGUUAUACACACCAAGUGUCCAGCCAGCGAAAUCCAGUGCGGCUCUGGCGAGUGCAUCCAUAAGAAGUGGCGAUGUGACGGGGACCCUGACUGCAGGGACGGCAGUGAUGAGGUCAACUGUCCCUCUCGAACUUGCCGACCUGACCAAUUUGAAUGUGAGGAUGGCAGCUGCAUCCAUGGCAGCAGGCAGUGUAAUGGUAUCCGAGACUGUGUCGAUGGUUCUGAUGAAGUCAACUGCAAAAAUGUCAAUCAGUGCUUGGGCCCUGGAAAAUUCAAGUGCAGAAGUGGAGAAUGCAUAGAUAUCAGCAAAGUGUGUAACCAGGAGCAGGACUGCAGGGACUGGAGUGAUGAGCCCCUGAAAGAGUGUCAUAUAAAUGAAUGCUUGGUAAAUAAUGGUGGAUGUUCCCAUAUCUGCAAAGACCUAGUUAUAGGCUACGAGUGUGACUGUGCAGCUGGGUUUGAACUGAUAGAUAGGAAAACCUGUGGAGAUAUUGAUGAAUGCCAAAAUCCAGGAAUCUGCAGUCAAAUUUGCAUCAACUUAAAAGGCGGUUACAAGUGUGAAUGUAGUCGUGGCUAUCAAAUGGAUCUUGCUACUGGCGUGUGCAAGGCAGUAGGCAAAGAGCCAAGUCUGAUCUUCACUAAUCGAAGAGACAUCAGGAAGAUUGGCUUAGAGAGGAAAGAAUAUAUCCAACUAGUUGAACAGCUAAGAAACACUGUGGCUCUCGAUGCUGACAUUGCUGCUCAGAAACUCUUCUGGGCUGAUCUAAGCCAAAAGGCUAUCUUCAGUGCCUCAAUUGAUGACAAGGUUGGUAGACAUGUUAAAAUGAUCGACAAUGUCUAUAAUCCUGCAGCCAUUGCUGUUGAUUGGGUGUACAAGACCAUCUACUGGACUGAUGCGGCUUCUAAGACUAUUUCAGUAGCUACCCUAGAUGGAACCAAGAGGAAGUUCCUGUUUAACUCUGACUUGCGAGAGCCUGCGUCCAUAGCUGUGGACCCACUGUCGGGCUUUGUUUACUGGUCAGACUGGGGUGAACCAGCUAAAAUAGAAAAAGCAGGAAUGAAUGGAUUCGAUAGACGUCCACUGGUGACAGUGGAUAUCCAGUGGCCUAACGGAAUUACACUAGACCUUAUAAAAAGCCGCCUCUAUUGGCUUGAUUCUAAAUUGCACAUGUUAUCCAGCGUGGACUUGAAUGGCCAAGAUCGUAGGAUAGUACUGGAGUCACUGGAGUUCCUAGCUCAUCCUCUUGCACUAACAAUAUUUGAGGAUCGUGUCUACUGGAUAGAUGGGGAAAAUGAAGCAGUCUAUGGUGCCAGUAAAUUCACUGGAUCAGAGCUAGCCACUCUAGUCAACAACCUGAAUGAUGCCCAAGACAUCAUUGUCUAUCAUGAACUUGUGCAGCCAUCAGGUAAAAAUUGGUGUGAAGAAGACAUGGAGAAUGGAGGAUGUGAAUACCUAUGCCUGCCAGCACCACAGUUUAAUGAUCAUUCUCCAAAAUAUACCUGUUCCUGUCCCAAUGGGUACAAUCUAGAGGAAAAUGGCCGAGACUGCCAAAGUACUGCAACUACUGUGACUUACAGUGAGACAAAAGAUACGAACACAACAGAAAUGUCACCAACUAGUGGACUAGUUCCGAGAGGGAUCAAUGUGACCACAGCAGUAUCAGAGGUCAGUGUUCCCCCAAAAGGGACUUCUGCUGCGUGGGCCAUUCUUCCUCUCUUGCUCUUAGUGAUGGCAUCAGUAGGUGGCUACUUGAUGUGGCGGAAUUGGCAACACAAGAACAUGAAAAGCAUGAACUUUGACAAUCCUGUGUACUUGAAAACCACUGAAGAGGACCUCUCCAUAGACAUUGGUAGACACAGUGCUUCUGUUGGACACACGUACCCAGCAAUAUCAGUUGUAAGCACAGAUGAUGAUCUAGCUUGACUUCUGUGACAAGUCUUGACCUUUGAGGUCUAAACAAAUAAUACCCCCGUCGGAAUGGUAACCGAGCCAGCAGCUGAAGUCUCUUUCUUCCUCUCGGCUGGAAGAACAUCAAGAUACCUUUGCGUGGAUUAAGCUUGUGUACUUGACCAUUUUUAUAUUACUUUUGUAAAUAUUCUUGUCCACAUUCUACUUCAGCUUUGGAUGUGGUUACCAAGUAUCUGUAACCCUUGAAUUUCUAGACAGUAUUGCCACCUCUGGCCAAAUAUGCACUUUCCCUAGAAAGCCAUAUUCCAGCAAUGAAACUUGUGCUAUAGUGUAUACCACCUGUACAUACAUUGUAUAGGCCAUCUGUAAAUAUCCCAGAGAACAAUCACUAUUCUUAAGCACUUUGAAAAUAUUUCUAUGUAAAUUAUUGUAAACUUUUUCAAUGGUUGGGACAAUGGCAAUAGGAUAAAACGGGUUACUAAGAUGAAAUUGCCAAAAAAAUUUAUAAACUAAUUUUGUACGUAUGAAUGAAAUCUUUGACCUCCGUGGAGGUUUGCAAAGACUGUGUGUUCAAACUACUGUACAUUUUUUUCAAGUGCUAAAAAUUAAACCAAGCAGCUUAA